This is a messenger RNA of Knipowitschia caucasica, 1575 nucleotides long. The record is from the annotation of a GenBank genome assembly. Lineage: Eukaryota; Metazoa; Chordata; Actinopteri; Gobiiformes; Gobiidae.
AUGACAGGUGAGAAGAUCCGCACUACGCGAAAGGACCACAACAAAACGAACAAAAAUGAAGAGAUUAUGGACACGAACGAUGAUGCGCCAAUUCCCAAUGGUACGAGUAACCAUUACAAGUCCAACAAGCUGUUUCAGAAGUCCUACAAAGCCUCGGCUCUGCAACAACAGCAGCAACUCAAUGAAAACAACAUCAAUGGGAACUCUGCGUCGGUGGGGACAGUGGUGAACGAUAAUAACAAAAACCCCAUCAUCUUGACCAGUGAAAGUGUAGACUUCCCCGUCCACGAGUGUGUGUUCAGAGGAGAUGUCCGCCGCCUGUCCUCUCUCAUCCGGAGCCAUGGCAUCCUGCAGAAAGAUGUGCAUGGAAACACACCUCUUCACCUGGCCGUGAUGCUUGGACACAAAGAAUGUGCUCUCCUGCUCCUGGCCCACAAUGCACCUGUCAAAGUGAAAAAUGCUCAAGGAUGGAGUCCUCUGGCAGAAGCCAUCAGCUACGGAGACAGACAAAUGAUCACAGCGAUCCUGCGGAAGCUCAAGCAGCAGUCCAGAGAGAGCGUGGAGGAUAAAAGGCCCAAAUUACUGAAGGCUUUACGCGAGCUCGGAGACUUUUACCUGGAACUGCAUUGGGAUUUCCAGAGCUGGGUGCCUUUGCUGUCUCGCAUGUUGCCUUCUGACGCUUGUAAAAUCUACAAGCAGGGAACCAAUAUCAGACUGGACACCACCCUCAUAGACUUCAACGAUAUGAAAUGUCAACGAGGAGAUCUCAGCUUCAUCUUUGACGGCGACGCUGCUCCGUCUCGGUCCUUUGUGGUUCUGGAUAACGAGGCCAAAGUUUACCAAAGAAUACACCACGAGGUCUGCUCUAAAGAGUCCGAGAUGGAGACCGAGGAGGAGGUGGACAUCCUCAUGAGCAGCGACGUCUACUCCGCCACCCUGUCCACAAAGUCCAUCACGUUCUCUCGCAGUCAGAUCGGAUGGCUCUUCAGAGAGGACAAAACAGAGCGCGUAGGGAACUUCUUGGCCGACUUCUACGCGGUCAACGGCCUGGUGCUGGAGUCCAGGAAGCGGCGCGAGCACCUGAGCGAGGAGGACAUCCUGAGGAACAAGGCCAUCAUGGAGAGUCUGAGCAAAGGCGGCAGCAUCGGGGAGCACAACUUUGAGGCUGUGAAAAGACAGUCCCUCAGCACUCCGGCUCCAAACACCAUUUCCUGGGAGGAGUACAUCACAGCGGAACAUGGAAAGCCUCCUCAUCUGGGGAGAGAGCUCGUGUGCAAGGAGAGCAAGAAGAACUUCAAAGCCACGGUGGCCAUGAGCCAAGAUUUCCCUCUGGGCAUCGAGUCGUUACUGAACGUGUUGGAAGUCAUUGCUCCGUUCAAGCAUUUCAACAAACUCAGAGAAUUCGUCCAGAUGAAGCUUCCUCCUGGGUUUCCAGUCAAACUUGAUAUCCCCGUCUUCCCCACCAUCACCGCCACCGUCACUUUCCAGGAGUUCCGCUACGACGAUUUCGACGAGUCGAUCUUCGUCAUCCCCGCGGAGUACAAGGAGGACCCCUGUCGCUUCCCCGAUCUCUGA